CCACGAGAAACAAGAAGGCUCACUUUGUGCUCAGCAUUGCCUGAAUAAUCUGUUGCAAGGAGAAUAUUUUAGCCCUGUGGAAUUAUCCUCAAUUGCACAUCAGCUAGAUGAAGAAGAGAGGAUGAGAAUGGCAGAAGGAGGAGUCACUAGUGAAGACUAUCGCACAUUUUUACAGCAGCCUUCUGGGAACAUGGAUGACAGCGGUUUUUUCUCUAUUCAGGUUAUAAGCAAUGCCUUGAAAGUUUGGGGUUUAGAACUAAUCCUAUUCAACAGUCCAGAGUAUCAGAGGCUCAGGAUCGAUCCCAUAAAUGAAAGAUCAUUUAUAUGCAAUUAUAAAGAACACUGGUUUACAGUUAGAAAAUUAGGAAAACAGUGGUUUAACUUGAAUUCUCUCUUGACGGGUCCAGAAUUAAUAUCAGAUACAUACCUUGCACUUUUCUUGGCUCAGUUACAACAGGAAGGUUAUUCUAUAUUUGUCGUUAAGGGUGAUCUGCCGGAUUGUGAAGCUGACCAACUCUUACAGAUGAUCAGGGUCCAACAGAUGCAUCGACCAAAACUUAUUGGAGAAGAAUUAGCACAACUAAAAGAUCAGAGUGCUUUUGUCUUUAGAGUCCAUAAAACAGACCUAGAACGAGUCUUAGAAGCAAAUGAUGGGUCAGGAAUGUUAGACGAAGAUGAGGAGGAUUUGCAGAGGGCCCUGGCACUAAGUCGCCAAGAAAUUGACAUGGAGGAUGAAGAAGCAGAUCUCCGCAGGGCUAUUCAGCUCAGUAUGCAAGGUAGUUCCAGAAAUAUAUCUCAAGAUAGUCCACAGAUGUCAAGCACAAAUCUUACUUCAGAAGAGUUGCGGAAGAGAAGAGAAGCCUACUUUGAAAAGCAGCAGCAGCAGCACCAACAGCAGCAGCAGGCAGCAGAUCCACCAGGACAGGUCUCUCAUCCAUGUGGAAAGCCGACCACGAGUUCAGGAGCAUUCGGGAACGAUCUCGGCGAUGAUGCUAUGAGUGAAGAAGACAUGCUUCAGGCAGCCGUCACCUUGUCUUUGGAAACUGUUAGAAAUAAUUUGAAAACUGAAGGAAAGAAAUAAUACCUUUUAAAAAUCAUUUAGAUAUUCAUACUUUCCAACAUUAUCCUGUGUGAUUGCAGCAUAGGGUCCAUUUUGAUAAUGUUGUCGAAGAGAACAAUGUUCAACAGAGGAAAUAAGACUUUUAGGUGGUUUGCACACAAAAUGAUGAGAAAGUGGGAAAAUGCAUCUGUAGGAUAAAUAAUGAUCUUCCAAAUACUAGCCAAAGAGGCAUUCAGUAAUUAAAGAAAUUUAAAAUAGUUUUCUAAAUGUUUCUUUUUUGAGUGUGCAAUAUCUUAACAUGUCUAAAACAAGGGCAUUUUUCUUGGGUAUUUUUUCUUUAGUUUUUGCUAUAGGGCACGUAUAUGCACCAGAGGGAGACAGAGAGAGAAAAACCGAGAAAUUUCCCCUCAGUGGGGGUGGUCACGCUCCAAUUCUUUCUCCUUCAUUCUCUUCUUGGGAUUUUGGAUGCGCACGCACAUGCGCCCAGUGUGAUUUUCAAGCCACCAGGUUUGGGACUCGAACCACUGAGUUAGCUAUGUGGGGUCAGCUCCUUAACCUCCAUGCCAACUGCUGACCCGCUUGGAUCUUUUUGCAAUCCAACUAACUAGCUCUUGCCACACAACUUUUCCCAUAAAGUUUUUAUCUUCUUUUUUCUGUUUUGUUAUAGACAGUUGGGCUCACUUUUGUCAUCUAACAGUUGCUUUUAUUUCUCAUUAACCAAAUUAACUGUCAGGAAGAAUCUCUUGUCUGUGCUGUAAAGGAUAAACCAUUCUCCCUCCAACUGUGUAUUGUGCACUUAGGUGUUUUCUCGUAUCAGAGAUUUUUUUUUUUGCUACCUGGUUUUCAUUAUUUUCCUACAGCUAUUGAAAAUUAUAAUCUUUUCUGAGGUUUUGUUUCUUAAACUUUCUACCAUGGGAUCAUUAUUUCAUGAUUCUGGUGCAUUCCUAAACUCUGAAAUCAGCUCUGCAGAAGUAUUUGAGAAUAAAUGAGCAUUUUUAAAAUGUGUGAGCAUGUGCUUUUCCAGAUCUUUACAAGUGUCUUUUCAUUUAUGUCAGAACAUGACAACUUUGUUGUAACCCCUCUUCCUGCACCUUAUUUCUUCUCCAGCCCAGAAGAAGAGGAGAAGCAUAAUAUGCAAGCAGGUUUCCUUCUGGUAUGAGACAUAACACGUAUACCCACCAUGAAUGUAUGAUAGACAAAACUUGGCCUUCAAUUUUAGCAAGUUGCAUUUUUGUCUCCGGUGACUGGAGCUUUCUGUUCUAUUUACAGUUGAGUCAUGGAUGUAGAUGUCUGCUUCACAUCUUUUAGUAGGUAUAGCUUGCCAGAGAUGGUGGCACAUAAAAAUAAUUUACAAAAAAUAGUAUUUAAAUUGGUACUGUGAUUUGACACUUGUAUCAUGUCUCAAUAGCUAAAGAAUGAUAGAAUUCACAGUACUUAAUGAGUCUGUAUAUAAAAAAGUCCUUAGUUUUGAUAAACAAUCUUUAUUCGAGGUGCACAGAGAGUUUCUUGUUGAGUCAGUAUAGUAGUAUGAUUUUGAUGAACAUGAACCAUGUCUCUUUGAAAUGGGUGUUUUAGGUCCCGUCAUGCCCUCCCCAGCCCUCACUCUUCUUCCUUUUUGAAUAUUGAAU
This is a messenger RNA of Tupaia belangeri chinensis (Chinese tree shrew), 2688 nucleotides long. RefSeq names its product ataxin 3 (gene ATXN3). The transcript has 11 exons. Bases 122 to 1081 code for a protein of 319 amino acids. Gene Ontology annotation, molecular function: cysteine-type deubiquitinase activity. NCBI's taxonomy places the organism in Eukaryota, Metazoa, Chordata, Mammalia, Scandentia, Tupaiidae. Gene Ontology annotation, cellular component: nucleus. The record is from RefSeq and is a predicted model, not a curated record. Gene Ontology annotation, biological process: protein deubiquitination.